UUAAGAUAUGACGACUACGGACUACARACUACGGACGUGAGUCAUUAUAGGACUGGGACGAGUCACGCGUGUAGCCUUCUCCCACCGUCGCGACCUUGCGACGGUGAGUAGUCCAGCGUGUUUGCGUAGCGAGUUCGUAGGACACUACAUAAGCGCAAAAAGGUAGGAAAAAAGAUAUUUAAUGCAUAAGUUACCAGGAUUCGUGAAAGAUUUGCUCGUUAGCUACGUUUUUAAUUCAAGUUUGGACUUUUUAUUUUGAGUUACAAGUCACUACUGAGCUGUUUAUUUCUUCAACUGAUUUUUGCCGCCAAAGAGGCCAAAUGAAUUCGUUCACUAAACAUUUUAUUUGCUGAAWUUCAACAGAAAUGGCAUCUUUACAAACCAAUAACACGACUGUUCCAUGUGAUAUUUCAUCUACAAACAUGCCAACUCAAAGUAUGCUAAGGAACAAUGGAACUUUCAGAUGGGAUGAGAAGAAGGAUAAAAUACUUUUGAGAGAAGUAAGGCUAGUAGAGCCAUACCUUUUCAAGAUUGGAAGCAAGGAAGCUGGUCAGAAAUGGUCAGAAAUUGCAUCUGCCCUGAACAGCCAUGCAGACUUCAGGUCCAAUCCAAGAGAGCAGYGAUCUGUAAGGGAGCGUUUUAACAAAAUAUUCGCAGAAUUCAAGACAAAGAUGAGAAAUGAGGAGAAUGCCUCUGGAGUCGCACCUGACGAGUUGACUGAAAAUGAGCAGCUGUUAGAGGAAAUAAAAGAAAUCAUUACAUCUAACUCCAGCAACCCUCAAAAGUCAGCAGACCAAACAAAAGCGAGUGAAAGAGAAAAAGCAUUAGCUAUGAGGAAAAAGUCCAUGGAGUCAUGGGGGAAAAGCCAGAGGAAAAGCGAAUUCAAGAUAGAUGAUGAUGAUGAGGAGGAAGAGGAUGAUCAAGUUUUUAGAAGGAGGAAAAGACGCAGAAGGAGUGGAUCAGACCCCCUGGAUUACCUACAGAUGAAAAGAGAAUCUGAGGCAGAAUUUAAGAAAGAAGAGAUGGCUCUCUUGAAGGAGAAACUUGCCCUGGAAGACAAGAAAUUACAGAUUGACCAGGCAAAGCAAGCACAAAUGCAAGACCAGCUUUUAUUUCAGCAAAGGCAAAUGCAGCAGCAGAURGAAGCUCAAACCCAGUCCCAAGCUCUGAUUCUUGCCUUUUUACAAAAGAUGAAUAAGUGAUAAGUAUAGAGAAGUGAUCAUGUUAUCUGCUUUCUUAUAGCAAGAGUUUAAACACAACA
This is a messenger RNA of Exaiptasia diaphana, 1261 nucleotides long. RefSeq lists its product as uncharacterized. The transcript is spliced from 3 exons. The record is from RefSeq and is a predicted model, not a curated record. Lineage: Eukaryota; Metazoa; Cnidaria; Anthozoa; Actiniaria; Aiptasiidae. Bases 366 to 1202 code for a protein of 278 amino acids.